AUGGCGCCGUCAGAAGGCUCUACCAUGCAGAGUCUGCCUGAGGCUACGGGUCCAUGCGGUCUCGUUGCUAAUGCCCUCUACAUGAGAGUUCUCAUGCCUGUGGCGGGCCGUGUAGAUGGGGGUCUCAGUCGUGUCAAUGGGAGUCUGGCCAGUGUUGCUGGUAGAGUUGACGGAUAUCUGGACACCGUCGAGAGACAGCUGGAUCCAAACUUCAAGUAUCACGAGGCUGCCAGGGCUAUGGUGGUUUGUGGAGAGGACAUGGUCGUUGAGCGCUGGAAAGUGUGGGAGGACAAACGAGUCGGUGGUAAGAUGUGA
This is a messenger RNA of Perkinsus marinus ATCC 50983, 315 nucleotides long. RefSeq lists its product as hypothetical. NCBI's taxonomy places the organism in Eukaryota, Perkinsozoa, Perkinsida, Perkinsidae. Bases 1 to 315 code for a protein of 104 amino acids. The record is from RefSeq and is a predicted model, not a curated record. The transcript is spliced from 3 exons.